Armigeres subalbatus is the source of this 1482-nucleotide messenger RNA. It is a transcript of the gene DNApol-alpha50, whose product is annotated as DNA primase small subunit. Gene Ontology annotation, biological process: DNA replication, synthesis of primer. Bases 141 to 1427 code for a protein of 428 amino acids. The record is from RefSeq and is a predicted model, not a curated record. The transcript is spliced from 3 exons. Lineage: Eukaryota; Metazoa; Arthropoda; Insecta; Diptera; Culicidae. Gene Ontology annotation, cellular component: alpha DNA polymerase:primase complex.
GCGAAAAUUUAUCAACGUUGUUGAGUUGCACCCCGAGAUAGAUCUAUCACCUCGAUCUCGAUCACCUCUGCGCAUAUUUUUAUUCUAUAAUUUUAUUUCUUCCCAAUAAAUAAUAAUAUUUAUACACCAGUUUGAACAUAAUGCCGGAACAAAAUGAAGGUAAUCAAACAGGAGCGGAAAAAUUCAAUCCGGACUCAAUGCAAGACCUACUUCCGAUCUAUUACAAACGUCUUUUCCCUCACAAGAUGUUUUAUCGCUGGAUGUCUUACGGCCUCUCGGAACCAGCGAUAUUUUCAAACCGCGAGUUCUCAUUCACCCUGCAAGACGAUAUCUAUAUCCGGUACCAGUCGUUUGAGAAUCAGUCCGAACUGGAGAAGGAAAUUUGUUCGAAAAACCCGUUCAAGAUCGACAUCGGCGCUGUUUACAAUGUUCGCCCUAAGGAUCAUCGGGCCAGCACAGUCAUGAAACCAGUCCAACGUGAACUGGUAUUCGAUAUCGAUAUGACCGAUUACGAUGAAAUUCGAACGUGCUGUAACGAGGCGAACGUUUGCCCCAAAUGUUGGAAGUUCAUGACCAUUGCUUGUAAAAUAAUAGAUACGGCCCUGAGGGAAGAUUUUGGCUUCGAACACUUGCUGUGGGUUUUCAGUGGUCGUCGAGGUAUCCAUUGUUGGGUGUGUGAUAAAACGGCACGUCAUCUGAACGGCAAAGGUCGCUCCGCGAUUGCAUCCUAUUUGCACAUUUUGGUCAGCGGAGGUGAGGGGUCUGUAACGCGAGUUAACUUGGGCAGAAAAAUACAUCAUUCGAUCAAGCGAGCCCACCGGAUAAUCGAGCCACUCUUUGAGGAAAUCUGUUUGGUGGAGCAGAAUAUGUUUGGUACCUCGGAUGGACUUAGGAAGCUUCUGGCCAUGGUCAAAGACGAAGGAGUUCGACUUGACUUGGACAAAAAAUUGCAACCACUUGCGGGGGAUUCGAAAGCUGUAUGGAAUGCGUUUGUGGCGUAUUUUGAAGCCUACCGGGUGUCGGGCCUGAAGAAGAAUUGGCGGUUGAAAUACAUCGUCGAGGAGGUACAGCUAGCGUUGACCUAUCCCAGGAUUGACAUCAAUGUCAGUAAAGGGUUUAACCAUCUGUUGAAAUCACCUUUCUGCGUGCAUCCUAAAACCGGGAAGGUGUGCGUUCCGUUCAAUCCUAAUGUGGCAGAUAAAUUCGAUCCAACGCGGGUACCUAGUAUUACAGCUCUACUGAACGAGGUAAAUACAUUCGACCAGAAACAGGCCGCUGAUGGAGAGGAGGAAAGGUCACGAAUCAAAGACUACAAAAAGACGAGUAUGUUUAAGGGCACCGUUAUCUUUGAAGAAUUUCUUAGAAAGCUAGAACAAACAUUCAAAGGCAAAGCUAUUUUGACGAGCGACAAGAAAAUGGAAUUUUAGUUUCUAGUUUUUAGUUUUAAGCUUUCUAAUUUUAUUUGAUAAAAUAAAAAAUAAU